Molecule: messenger RNA, 6979 nt
Organism: Ornithodoros turicata
Lineage: Eukaryota; Metazoa; Arthropoda; Arachnida; Ixodida; Argasidae
Product: NFX1-type zinc finger-containing protein 1-like
Exons: 9
Coding region: 2336-6667 (1443 amino acids)
Biological process (GO): regulatory ncRNA-mediated heterochromatin formation
Cellular component (GO): nuclear RNA-directed RNA polymerase complex
Molecular function (GO): helicase activity
Source: RefSeq, a predicted model, not a curated record
ACUCUUUAUUCAUAUAGCCAUGAUUUUGCUACCUCUGAAUCGCACACUUCGCGGCAUCCGUCACCAGAAAGAAGCUGACUGGGUUGCACGCUCCACCCCCCCCCCCUUGGGAAUGCCCAUGGUCCCAAUCUCCCCAUCCGAACAGAGCCCAAACGUACAGAACAGCGAUCAUCUUAGUGCCUGUCUUGGGAUUACACUGCAGUGGUGGCGCUCCGGCUCAGAUCCGUGGGCACUUCAUCUCUGGUAUUUCGAAAUGAAAAGCUGAAGAUUUGUGUAUCGUAGCUGUGCCUAGUCUCUCAUGUUUAUCACGCUGGAAUUCACCGAAAUCAUCUGCCUGGUUACAAAUAUUAGUGUAAUGGCUACAAAGAGUCUUUGUGGCAAUCGUUCGGGUUGCCAUGCCUGUAGUGCCCCCACUAUACAGACCAGACCAGACCAGGCCAGAGACCAAAAGCUUGUCUCUCACUUUGGUUUCUUGAGGCGGCGCCAAGACGUCCCAGUCGGGAAGCGGAUGCCGCGACGUGAGGCGCUUCCAGGCGGUUUUCGAGAACCGCUUCGUGCUAAUUUUUGGCAGAUAAACCUACUGUUCGCAGCAUAUCCAGGAGCUUUGGGGGAAAAGAAACGUAUGGCCUCACUGAUGAUGCUGUGUCAUUGCCCUGUGUUUCUGUGUGCACUACUCGUGGCUGACCAUUUUGGCUGGCACAAAACAAAAGACAAAAUUUAAACCCGGCACUAAUUUUUUGAUGUCCUCAACUUACGCAUAGGGUGGGGUAAGUUGAUGAAAAUAUGUAGACUGUCAUUUUUGGGUCGUGCGAAAUAAAUAUCUGGUUUAGCACCACAGUAAUUUGUGGAUCAUCUCUCAAAGGUUUGGGGAUUCUGUUAACGAAUAAUGGUACAAUUCAGGCGAUUAUUCUGACAGCUAUUAACAAAAUAGUUCAACUGUCUUCAACAUAGACCACCUUAUCCUAUAACUAACAGACACUCAGUACACUGCUUGUAAAAACGAGCGAUGUUUUAAUCCGCAUUAUCUUGUCAUUUUUCACAGCGACAUGUUCGAACAAAGUACUCUUGACAAAUGACUACACUUACCUGGAAACCCGAAAAAGACAAAUGACGCAAUCGACAAGAAGGACACCCGAUUGUUUUAUGCAAGCAAUGUUAUAUAUCUCUAUAUCCAUUGCCUGUACGCCUUGUGCCGUGCGGAAAAUAUUUAGGUGGCGGUGCUGCACCAAUCUUCGUCGAGCUCAAUUGCGCUCAUGACACAUGGAUAGGGAUAAUAGUGGUUUCGAACUAUUGGCUAGUUUGGAACGAAAGCCACAUGCAUGUAUCACCAGGAUUUGUACAUAAUUAAGGAACGCGAAAAAUACUCACAGCGUUUCAAAGCGUACUUGGUGUACCAUACCGUGACAUACAUUGCACGUUUCAUUUUGAUGCGGUUGUGUACCCGUCUUGAUGUAACGGUCUAUACAGCGUUACCUUUGACCUACGACCAACGAAAAACCUGAUACCUAAGGAAGUGUUGCGGGACAGUCAAGAUUUGAGCACGUUUUGUCAGACAGAUUUCCGGCCUAGGACAGAUCCAGAGGCUACAUUUUAAAACGCGAUUUUAGCCAAAAACUUGGCAUCCCCCAAUUCUUUGAGAAGUGCUUACAAAAACAAAGCCUCUGAGAGAGUGACAUGUACAUGCACACAAACCAAAAUAAUUGUUUUAAGACACACUCUAGAUGCGCACCUUCUUGACGUUUUUGGUCAUUGCUGCCCGCCGAUUAUGACGCCGCAAGACUAAGAUAUAACAUCCCAAGAAAGUCCCUGAUGAAGAGGAAGUACCAUCACGUGCAUGUAGAGACGUUGAAGAAGGCACGCGCUGAUGCAUUCCACAAUUUGUCGCGAGAUAGGUAUGACCUGAUGCAGCGUUGUGCCUGUGCCUUCUCAGUGUCUUCGUAGAAGUGACCACCCGUCGUGGGCUUUCUUCCGAGGGCCUUGCCUGUGCAGCCCAACUACCAUUGUUAAUACCCUAUGCCGGUCAUCCUUUAGUUUUGACGCGUUCCUGGAGUGCGGCGACCUAGACUUCCAGGACCUCAAGUGGGCCUUCGUGGUGCUCAGUCUCCUGUGUUCGCACUGCGACCGCGGCUCUCCUAGACUUCGGGACCUUCUUAGGAAGACAGCUACAUCUGAAAACUUUGCGAGGAAGACGCUUCCAAAAUUUGCGUUCGAGGUUUCGUCGCUCGAAGACAUUUCCCAGCAGCUGGAAUCCCUCGUUCACCUACUGGACGUCUUGGAGGCCAUAAAGGAAUUUCUUCUGAAUACGGACACCUUCCUUAGCCUACUACCCUAUAUAAUGGCGAUGGUUGACUCAUUGCAUGAAUCACAAUUAGGCAUCGACGACAUCUACAAUAGGGCCUUGAAGUUGGAAGCGUUUGCGACGAGUGGCGCCAUGCUGGGUAGACAACGUGUGUUGUCCCACCCGGACUUCAGAACUCUCCCAGUCGUUCCAGCAUCUGAAGAGUUGCUAGCCAGAGAAUUGCCUCGUUUGACGCCUAAUCGUGUCCGUGGAUCGUAUAAUAGAAUGGAGCACUAUCUGGACGUCCAGUUUAGGCUGCUUCGUGAGGAUUUCGUCCGUCCGCUUCGGGAAGGGAUAUGGGAGUGCGCCCGGGCGCAGCAAGUCCGUGGAUAUAGAUACAGGAAAGAAAUAUUCCGCAAGUUGGACGGCGUGAACGUCCAUUCCGGCGUUGUCGUCAUUUCCUCUUCCGUCAACGCAGAUGGAAGGGUAUACGUCGUGCAGUUCGACGCCUCGAGUUUCUCAAAGAUACGCUGGAAGGGAACGAGGCGCUUCAUUCCCGGAUCGCUGCUUUGCUUCAGUAAGGACAACUUCGAGACAAUCCAGGUGGCCACGGUGUCGCGUGCCAGUCAAAGUAUGCUAGGCAGGGGCGUCGUUGAAGUCACAUUCUGGAAUUGUAGCUGCGCAGUCACGGGCCAGUUUGUUGUUCUGGAAAGCAUCGCAUACUUCGAGGGUUAUCGUCAUGUAUUCCAGGCUCUGCAAAAUACGCACGUUCUUCCACUGGAAAAGUACAUCGUAGGUGCGGAAUCUGUCGUUUUCCAUCCAAGUUACGUGAAUAAUUCGACGACGUUCGACAUAACGUGUCUCCUAGAGGCACCUGGUGGUACCCGCCGAAAGGUGACCCUGCUCGACCGAGACAGCUGGCCAAAGGCGGAAGAACUCCAACUGGACAGCUCCCAACUGCAGGCUCUUCAGUACGCGCUAACCCAUGAACUAGGCGUCAUACAGGGACCUCCGGGAACGGGAAAGACCUACAUGGGUUUGAAGAUUGUUCAGACGCUGUUGGAGAACGACGCCGUAUGGGGUGACGAACAAGGUCCCAUCUUGGUGGUCUGCUAUACCAAUCGCGCCCUGGAUCAGUUUCUGGAAGGCGUGCUUCAGUUCACGAAACUUGUCACCAGGAUGGGCGGUGGAUGUAAGAACAACGCCUUGAAAAGGUAUCAUGUCAAUAGGAAGUGUAAACGGACACAAGCUGGUCGGCAGUCCUGUGAAGCUCUACAGAAGCACCUUGAACGAGUGAAGACUCUUUCAGCAUUGGCACAGAGAGCCUUUUCCGUACCUGAGGAAGAGGACGUUGUAAAACUGCUUAUGCAUGUCAUGAGCAAGGCGUGCUGCCAGUCCUUCUUGCAAGCGGUGUUCGACGAGCAUUCCUUCUGUCAAGUGUUCAGGGUGUGGUUACGCCUGGAUCAAACGAAAGCACUCUUCCUGAAUCAAUGCAGCAAAAAGGACACGUCAUCGGUGCACAAAGCUAAAAAGGGAUCCAACAUGCGGGACCUGGACACAAGCUCUUGGGAAGCACAUCUGCGCAACAUCAUCAAGGAGGGCGAUCGAGCCACAGGAGACGAUCACGUCGAGGACGUCUGGACACUACGAUCUCGAGAGCGCUGGAAACUAUAUCGAUACUGGGUCGACAACCUGACUUCUGUGAUUGACACCUUUCAAACUUCUGAGAUGACCACAAUGGAAGAUGUGCAAGAGCGCAUGGCGCACUCCAGACUAAUGGCUGACCUACCGGUCCUUAGGGCGUCCAAGGUCAUUGGAAUGACAACAACGUGCGCGGCUAAGUACCAGGCUCUCCUCCGCGAGGUGCAACCGCGCAUCGUCAUCGUGGAAGAGGCAGCCGAAGUACUCGAAGCUCACGUGGUGACAAGCUUGGCUCCGCAAACUCAGCAUGUGAUCCUCAUCGGGGACCACCAGCAGUUGCGUCCGCCUACGAAUGUACACGAACUGUCAAUCAGAUACAAGAUGGACGUGUCUCUUUUCGAAAGAAUGCUUAUCAACGGCGUGGGUGUCAAACAGCUCCGCGUUCAACAUCGCAUGAGGCCGGACUUCGCCCGCCUUCUCACGCCACGAUUCUACCCUGCUCUGGAGCACCACCCGUGCGUGGAACAAUACGAGGACAUUGAGGGUAUGACCACGAACAUGUUCUUCUUCAAUCACUCCUCCCCAGAGCGGAGAAAUUCUGGCAGAAGCUAUAGCAACGUUUUCGAGGCGAAUUUUCUUGUCAACCUCUGCAGAUACCUGCUUGCUCAGGGUUACCAACCUUCUCAAAUCACUUUGCUCACGCCGUACAUGUGUCAGAAGAAGCUUCUAGAGCGCGCAGCUAGUACAUAUCACGAGCUGACCGCGGUGGCCAUCACAGUAGUGGAUAAUUUCCAAGGAGAAGAGAACGACAUCAUCCUCUUGUCCCUGGUUCGCUCCAACGAAACCGGGGAAACCGGUUUUGUUCGAGUGGCGAACCGAAUUUGUGUCCUCCUGUCCAGGGCUCGUAUGGGAUUUUACUGCGUAGGCAAUAUGACCUUACUGAGCGAGGCGUCCAACUUAUGGAGAGACAUCGUUGACGACCUCAAAUAUCGUGGCCUUCUCCGAUGCGAACUGAAGUUACGGUGCAGGAGACACUCGAACAGCACGGCAGUAGUAAGAACAGCAGAUGACUUUCCUAGCGGUCGUAGUGGUCUCUGUAACCAUCCGUGCACAGCCUCCCUUCCCUGCGGACAUUCUUGUCCAAAAAACUGCCACAUGGAUACUGAGGACCACACGCUGUUCACCUGCAGAGAGCGUUGCGGAAAGACGUGUUCUAGAGGUCACUGUUGCAACGAACGCUGCCACAGCCACUGUACGCCUAGCACGAUGCAGGUGGAGUUUCCCGUUUGCCACCAUACUUCCGAAGUUCCGUGUUAUAUGGCAGAUAAGGCGAUUUGCACGAAAAAAUGCGGGCGACUCUUGAAUACAUGCGGUCAUCCGUGCGGCAAAACAUGCGGCGAGCUCUGCGGUGGAGCGUGCGUCGGAUCAAGUGCUGAGGUAGGUCCAUGCGGACAUCUCAUCGAAGUUCCGUGCAAGAUAUCUGGCUGUAUCGCUGCUAUUCCAGAACUCUGUCGAGCCCGCUGCGAGAGACUGCUACAAUGCGGACAUAGGUGUGCAGGGCGUUGUAGUGAGCCGUGUGGCGAUAACCCGUGCAGGGAGGCCGUAAAGAAGUCCUUACCCUGCGGCCAUACGGUCACUGCGGAGUGUCGUGAGUUGGCAACGGUUAUUGCAUGCCGGACGAAAUCUAGUUACGUGCUUCCUUGCGGACAUGACGUGGUCCUCGAAUGCUGGCAAACCCAAACUGAAUCAUUUUUCGCUUGCGAUCAGUGUCCAAAGUCCCUGCCAUGUGGACACACAUGCCGCUUCAGAUGCACUAGAGCUUGUAGCCACGUUUGCAGGGCCGAAGUAGCCGCUCCGUGCUUAUCUGGACACACCGUUGUAGUUCCAUGUUGGCAGCAGAAGGAUCCUUCUGUCAUUUCUAGACUGUGCCGUGCACCUUGUCCAGCUAUCCUUCAAUGCGGUCAUCCUUGCUGGAAUGCCUGCAACGAACCUUGCGCAAGUACGUGCAACAAGUAUGUUACUUUGGACAGAGCUUGCGGCCACAAAGAUAUCGUUCCGUGCAGUCUGCGGAAAAAGGAAUUUCCUUGCUUAGAACCUUGUCCUCGGUCUCUUGCCUGCGGUCAUCCGUGUCCGGCCGCCUGCUACAAAACGCCGUGUCCAUACCCGUGCCAGCUAUCGUGUCCAAUGUCCUGCCCUCACGGCCCGUGCCCGGCUGUAUGUGGCUAUCCAUGUCCACCUUGCGGAGAACCCUGCACGUGGUCGUGUCCGCACUAUCGUUGCGAUGCCUUGUGUUGCGAACCUUGUACACGGCCUCCCUGCGACCAUCGCUGCGCGAGACUGCUGCCCUGUGGCCAUGCUUGCCUCGGAGCCUGCGGCGAGCCGUGUCCGACGCUAUGCAGUGUUUGCAAGCCUCAAGAAUACGAGGAAGCAGCGGGAACGUCCCUAAAUGUUCUCCUCAUAGCGCUCGGAGACUGCGGACAUUCUGUGCCCGAGGAAGAUUUGAGGAAAGCUUGUUCCACUGUCCCUGAGGAUGGCCCUCUUUUGUGCCCUAGAUGCUCGACGCCCGCCAGGCAUUGUCUGAGGUUCGGUCAACGUGUCAAGAAGUACAUCGCCAGGAUGAACAGACAAAAGCGAAAGGCUCUGGAUGACAUCGGGACUGAACAUUACGGUUAUAAAGCGGUUGCCGGACAACGCUCACUUGAGUACCUCCGUGGUCUCAUUGCAAAGAAGCAACCCUGCGACAAGUAGCUGCUGACAAGUAGCGACAAUAGGCAGCUGAACAAACUCUUUUUUUAUAUAGUAUUUAUUUUGGUUUCGGAAUAUUGAGCGCUGCGUUGGGCUACUGUAGCCCUUAGUUCUAGGGCUAUUUCAAUUUGACUGUGCCAAGGGUUUCAAUUUGUCCGUGGUUUCGUUAAAACAAUGAAACUUUCAUUCGCGCUUGAGCCCCAGCACAGACUGCAGCGAUGCAUAUGAUGUGCAUUCGCGAUAAUCUCCCUCUUCUCUCCACUGAUCUCAAUGUCAUAACAAAAUCAGACUUGUACAGAUAAAAAAUAUUCCAUA